GACACAGCCAAACCUUGCAGAGCAUGUAGGAGGUGGGGAGAAGAGAAUGGAAAGGCAGGAGGGAAAAGAAAUACAGGGCUUGUCUUCGCUCCUGACGUCACCCCUGUCCUUUUUUUUUUAAAAGACCGAGACAAAAGGCCAUCAAUGCUUUUAUGUAUGGAUCAGCUGGGUCGGUGUGCAACCUCAUCCCUCCCUACCACUGAUUCUGCACCGCACUGAACUCCAACUGUCUCCAAUCAAUGCAUUUAACACCGCUACCCAGGGAUGAGGUGCCUCUUAUAUUGGAUUCUAACAGCUGUCUCCAUCUGUCAGGUCAUUUCACAAAACACGACCACAAUGCCUCCAACCCCUGCUGUUACAGAAGAGUAUGUUCGGGUCCAGUACUGUAAGUGGCCAUGUGAGUGCCCCCCGACCCCCCCUGUGUGUCCCCCUGGGGUCAGUCUGGUCACAGAUGGCUGCGACUGCUGCAAGACCUGCGGCAGGCAGCGAGGAGAGAACUGCACGGAGGCAGACACGUGUGACCCCCACAAAGGACUUUAUUGUGACUACAGCAGGGACAUGCCUAGGUACGAAGUAGGUGUCUGCGGACAGAUGUCAGGGGUAGGUUGUGUUCUCAACGGUGUGCGCUAUGUAAAUGGACAGAGCUUCCAACCCAACUGCAAGUACAACUGCACGUGUCUGGAUGGCGCUGUGGGUUGCGUCCCGCUGUGUGUAAACUCCCGUCCACCUCUUGUCUGGUGCCAGAACCCCAAGCGGAUUAAGCUAGCAGGAAAAUGUUGUGAGCAAUGGGUUUGUGAUGACUCCAAGAGGUUCCGAAAAGCGUCUCCCCGCCAUAUUGCUUCUCCAGUUUAUCGUGAAGAGACUGAAACCUGGCAAAAGAACUGCAUCACCCAGACAACUCCAUGGAGCCCAUGUUCUAAGACGUGCGGAAUGGGGAUAUCUACACGCAUCUCAAACGAUAAUGACAAGUGUAAACUCCAUACAGAGAGCCGCCUGUGCAACCUGAGACCCUGCGAGGUGGACAUCACACAGCACUUUCGGCCGGGCAAAAAAUGUUUAGCAGUUUACCGUGAACCAGAAUCGAAGAACUUCACCAUCUCAGGCUGCAUAAGUAGAAGAGCCUACAGACCCAAAUACUGCGGCGUCUGCACCGAUGACCGAUGCUGCACACCCUACAAAUCCAAAACCAUCAAAGUCCAUUACGACUGCCCUGACGGCACCAGCAUCUCCUGGAACGUCAUGUGGAUCAACGCUUGCUUCUGUAACCUCGGCUGCAAAAAGAUUAAUGACAUUUUUUCAGAGCUGGUGAGCUAUCACGACUAUACGGAAAUAAUGAACUGAUUUAUUCAGGAAAUAAAAGACCAAAGAGAAAAAAAAAGUUUCAUUAUUGGAAACAAUCAGGGGAAGAGACGUACUAUGCUAUUAUCGGUGCUUUCACAUGCGUUGUCUCAGGGCUGUGUAAUUUAAUAUCCAGCUGCCUAAAUUAUUAUCGUUUUUAAAGCACUUCUGUAUGAAGAUUUUACAAUGUAUAAAGUGUAAACUAUUAUUCUUGCUUUUUUUGAAUGUGUACAAAGCUAAAAAGUUUAUUCACAAUGACACUUUUUGCAAUUA
Rana temporaria (common frog) is the source of this 1611-nucleotide messenger RNA. RefSeq names its product cellular communication network factor 4 (gene CCN4). Gene Ontology annotation, cellular component: extracellular region; extracellular matrix. The transcript is spliced from 5 exons. Gene Ontology annotation, molecular function: integrin binding; heparin binding. The record is from RefSeq and is a predicted model, not a curated record. Lineage: Eukaryota; Metazoa; Chordata; Amphibia; Anura; Ranidae. Gene Ontology annotation, biological process: signal transduction; cell adhesion. Bases 265 to 1341 code for a protein of 358 amino acids.